CUACAAAAGAUAAUUCAUUAAUGCUAAUGCUAUUGCUGUGUUGGUCCCCUUCUACCAAGCUGUUUCAGCCCUGUCUGUCUGCCUGCCUUUGAUAAUUUUCAUUUAUACGCACACACACACACACACAAUACUUCUUGCCCAGAAAAAAAGGUGAAACUGUGGGUCAAUCGGUGUGUGUUGUGUGUGUGUGUGUGGUUUUUGUUUAGCAGCUCGUGAGGAGAUAGAAAGUGAAGAAGAGAGCAAGAAAGGGGAGAGACUUUUUUUUUUUGGUCUGGAUUUUUUGAAACUUUGAUUUAUUUAUUUUUUUUCCUUGGAGCUUUAUUACCAUUUUAGCGGAGAGGAUUUGUUGUAUUGAUUCUUGAAUUGGGGUUUCAUUCUCUGUCUCCCAUAAGUUGAGAGCGAAGAAGGAAGAUAUAUAAGGAAUGAGUGGUACUGUUGAUCUUGAUUCAGAUGAUUCUGAAUUUGUUGAAGUUGAUCCUACUGGAAGAUAUGGAAGGUACAAUGAGAUUCUUGGAAAAGGGGCUUCUAAGACAGUUUACAGAGCUUUUGAUGAGUAUGAAGGUAUUGAAGUAGCCUGGAAUCAGGUGAAACUCUAUGAUUUCUUACAAAGUCCUGAGGAUCUUGAGAGGCUGUACUGUGAAAUUCACUUGCUCAAAACCUUAAACCACAGAAACAUUAUGAAGUUCUGUACUUCUUGGGUAGACACUGCCAACAGAAACAUCAAUUUUGUGACAGAGAUGUUCACUUCUGGUACUCUCAGACAGUAUAGGCUGAAACAUAAGAAGGUCAACAUUAGAGCAAUCAAACAUUGGUGCAGACAAAUCUUGCAAGGUCUUCUUUAUCUCCACAGCCAUGACCCUCCCAUCAUUCAUCGCGACCUCAAAUGCGACAACAUUUUUAUCAAUGGAAACCAAGGCGAAGUCAAGAUUGGCGACCUUGGCCUCGCUGCAAUCCUUAGGAAAUCCCACGCCGCUCGAUGUGUAGGAACGCCGGAGUUCAUGGCUCCGGAGGUGUAUGAAGAGGAAUACAACGAAUUAGUGGACAUUUAUUCAUUCGGAAUGUGCAUUUUGGAAAUGGUGACUUUCGAGUAUCCAUACAGCGAAUGCACACAUCCUGCCCAAAUUUAUAAGAAAGUCAUCUCCGGAUAGAAACCAGAUGCUCUUUACAAGGUUAAGGAUCCUGAGGUUCGGCUAUUUGUUGAGAAAUGUCUGGCAACGGUGUCCGACCGGCUUUCCGCUUGGGAGCUUCUCAACGACCCCUUCCUCCAAAUCGAUGAUUAUGUUUAUGAUUUGAGGCCGUUCAGUUAUCAUAGAGACUAUGAUGAAAUCGGUCCAAUUUUGACCCAGCGUCUCCUAAGUGCUCAUCAUAGCACUACCAGUUCUCUAGUCAACGGCUAUUCCAAUUUUCUUGGUUAUGAACAAGAAAAAGACUUGGAUUGCCGCUCGGUCGAAUAUGAAGCAAAUGAAAUUGAUUUGUUCAUGAGUCAGGACAAGGAGCAAUCCGAACACUUCGAUGUGACGAUCAAAGGGAGAAUGAGAGAAGACGGCAACAUCUUCUUGAAACUCAGAAUCGCUGACAAGGAAGGUCGAGUCAGAAACAUAUAUUUCCCGUUUGAUAUCGAGACUGACACGGCUCUGAGUGUCGCAACGGAAAUGGUUGCUGAGUUGGACAUAAUGGACCAAGAUGUGACUAAGAUUGCUGAAAUGAUAGACACUGAGAUCGCCUCGUUGGUGCCAGACUGGAGAAUGGGGGUUGUCUUAGAGGAAAGCCCGAGUCACGAAAACGGCAGUUGCUGUCAGAAUUGUGCUUCCGAUGGUUCUCUUGAAGGUUAUUUGUCGUCCCACCAGUCGGGUAAGAACUUGCAAGUUCGUCAAUGUUCCAAACACGGGUGUGGGGCUAUACAUGGCCGCUUCGAAGAGACCUACCAAUUUGAGGGCCGCGAAGCAAGUCUCCAAGCCAAUGAAAACCUUGAAGGAUUAAUAAUUGAUAAGGAAGACAAUGUUGUAAGAAGCGAGGAGGACAAUGCAUAUAAUGUUCUUCAAGGUUCUCCGAAUGGAGAGCCCUCAACUCUAGCAGAGGAUUAUGAAAACGAGAUAAGGCAGGAGCUACGAUGGCUCAAGGCCAAGUAUCAAAUGCAGUUGAGGCAACUAAGGGAUCAACAACUUGGCAUAGUAUCAAAAUCUUCAAAUUUCAAUUCUGACAACAAAGAAUGCAAAAACGACAACUUCUCAUCAGUCUCGAGCAUUGCAGAAGUAGAGAAGGAUGAUUCCGGGCCUAAAUCUUUUGCAUCCGGCAAUGAUUUUACCAAGUUUCCCCCCAUGAAUUCCGACAAGAAAGUUAUUAACCAAAAGGUUUGCAAUUAUGAGUCCGCAUACAAUUCUUGUGGUCCACUGCAGAUGGGCACGGCCAAGAACUUCUAUUCUGGUCCAUUGCUCCCACAUUCGCUUCAUCGGGCUACUUCUUUACCCGUGGAUGCAACAGAUUUGUAAGAACUUGUUCACUAUUUAUACUUAAAUGAGUUAGUGUAUUCUCAAAUUAAGGAAAAAAUCUUGAUUGUCUUGUGGUUGUUCCUACAAGGUUUCAAGAGUUGCCUGUAAUUUGAUUCUCCAAUUUUUGCAGCUUGUAGGUUCUCAACUUCAAGUGAAAGUGACUUCCACUAUGGUUGAGAUGAGUGAAUUUACAUUACUAACUGGUCCAUACUGAAACUAGCAACAUCUUCUGACCAUUCAUUAUGAAUAUAUGUGGGGCUGUAGACGAUUUACGUCGACUGCGAUGUGUCAUUGUUCAAGCUUGUUUCAACGGUUGUCGAACUUGAACAAGUGUGACUGCUCUUGAUUUGAUGUGUGGAGCUAGCAGAGCUUGAUAUGAAUAGCUGAUUACGGAUAAAGUUCUUGUAGUUCGAUCUUGAAGUUUAUAAUUUGGAGUUGUGGUGACGGACUCACUUUCUAGAUAGUAAUUAAUGGUCGAAACUAAACUACAUAGUCAACGGGAGCUCCUUGGCUAUGUUAGAGGUAGUUUGGUUUAGUCAGAUUGUAAAUAUACGCAGAAAAUAUAAAGAAAAAAAAAUAAAAAGGUAUGAUACAAGAUUACGUGGUUUAUAGAGCUCUCCUAUGUAUGUGGUUGUUCAAAAUUGAUUUCUAUUGUGACCAUUGACGAUGAGUUACAAUAAAAGACCACCCAUCAACUAUUUAUGCUCG
Molecule: messenger RNA, 3197 nt
Organism: Sesamum indicum (sesame)
Lineage: Eukaryota; Viridiplantae; Streptophyta; Magnoliopsida; Lamiales; Pedaliaceae
Gene: WNK2
Product: WNK family serine/threonine-protein kinase 2
Biological process (GO): protein phosphorylation
Molecular function (GO): ATP binding; protein serine/threonine kinase activity
Source: RefSeq, a predicted model, not a curated record